GUCAGGCACUGCUCGGAGAGCAGAUUAUGAAGCGGAGCUCGACCAGCGGCAGUCUCCUUUCAUUGUCUCAAUGGCUGCACACGCAUUCCUCCUCUGCUCCCUCGCCUUGCUGUCCGCUCUCAGCCGGCCUGGGCUCUCCUUCACAGAGGAAGAGUUGCAGCCGGGACUCACCUAUGAUGAAGUGCCUGAAAUCCUGGACCUAAGCAAAGUGAACCCCAAACAAGCAACAAGAGUCACAUCAAGUCAAGAUGGUGGGUACGGAUUACAGAGUGAAGAGGUUAUUUUGACGCCUGAAGAUGAAAACCCUCUCAGGAGAAUACUGCAGCCUUUUAAAUGGCAUCAGGCAGGGAUGUCUCACAGUAAGAGGAAGCUACUGCAGUCUCUUAUGGGGCCUUAUGGCCCGCUGAGUGUGUCUUACAAUGGGAAAACCUGCAUUCUGUUCAAGGCAAAGCGCUUGGCAAUCCGGUACAGGAACCAUACCUUCAUCGACCUGACUGAGAGGGUCUUCAACCCCAACUCACCUGUGGACACUAAAGGCUCCAUCUGCACCAAAGAGAAAGCUACGCUUUCAUUACGAUUUGGUGAUGUGGAGGACUUACGAGGUCUAGUAAUCAGGCUUCAAAUGUCAAACACCUUUUACGAGGCAGCUGGUCAAAACUGGUUCACACUAGACAGCGUUCACAUCCACUACAACUGGACCCAGGAGGCUACGUUCAACGCCAGCGAGGUCUACGCUCCUGCCACUUCAUCCUACCAUUGCCAGCACGUCAGCAGCCUGCACAAAUAUGACACCCUGCUCGUGCCCAGCUCCCACACUGACACAUCCGCUAACUGGCACAUCACUUUCACUGAUUUCCAGAUCCAGGCCUUCAAUGUUCAGUCGGAUAAGUUUGCGUCGGCCAGUGACUGUGCCACUUUCCUGACGCCGGCCAUCCUGAUGGGCCUGGUGACAUCUUUGAUCCUGCUCCUUGUCUUAGCCUACGCCCUACAUAUGGUGGUACACCUCAAGCACAUCGACCGCUAUGAGGAGCACAAAGCCACCGUCUACUUUCCCCGCAGUCCGGAGGCCGAAUUGCCCGACAAAAACAGCCUGUGAAAGGAAAAAUAAGAGCUGGAGGACAACAGGGGGAGAGAGAGAGAAAGAAGAAGCUCAGAAGCAAAGCUGAAGGGAGUGCAAGUAAUGAAAAGAGGGAAAAAGUAUCCUCCACAGAAUAUAUGUUCAAGAAAAAGACAACUUUGCCUGUUCUUUUGAAAAACCGUAUAAGUCUUAACUACUUUAAGUAAAUGCAGACCUUGGUUGGAUACUUUUUCUUCUUUCCUAAUUGACCUGCAUCUUGGGAUCCACAUUUCUAAUAAGGCCUUUGGAUGUUCAAGCUCCUCCCUGAGAAAUGUGAAUUGUCAAAGGAGGACCGCCCCAGGGCCCUGAAGGGCAACAGUAUUUACAGGCCUUUACCCCAGUCAGCCAUUAAAACACAAAAGACUAGCACUUGUAGCUAAUACAGCUAACAUUAGAUGCUCCUGAUUAUAUGUAUGUAUUACACUGCUCUCAAGUGUCAAAUUACAAGCUUCCAUCACACACAUUGUCUUUCCAGCUUUCAUUACAGUGUACUUUGUCUAAUACCGCUGCAAGAAAUAUAUGCUUCAAACGGCCAACUUUCUAGCUGAAAUAGCCGUAUUAGCUGCAUGCCAUAAAAGGCUGGUCUAUCUCCCUAGCACAGUGUUUCCUGAUGAAAAGGAUUACAGAGAGUCUUGCAUGAGUUGCAGCUGAAAAAAGUGGCACAGAGUAGAAGGAGCUUGGAAAGCUAAGGAGUGUAAGCAAAAACAAUUAUUGGGAACCACUGGGCUAGCAUCUGGCUGGAGUGAAUGGACUGACUUGCAUUUUCUGGCCCUUCAGAGCCUCUGGCGCCACUCACCCCACC
This is a messenger RNA of Labrus bergylta (ballan wrasse), 1919 nucleotides long. It is a transcript of the gene atp6ap1lb, whose product is annotated as ATPase H+ transporting accessory protein 1 like b. NCBI's taxonomy places the organism in Eukaryota, Metazoa, Chordata, Actinopteri, Labriformes, Labridae. The record is from RefSeq and is a predicted model, not a curated record.